UGCUCCUUCCUCCCUUUCACCCACAUCAGAGACUGCUCCCAGCUAUGCCUUAUAUUAUUGGUUUUUGACAAGGACUAGUUUGAGGACUGCUGUAAGAUCCUUGUUUCUCCCCCAACCCUCAAUUAAUGCUUCUCCCCUAGCUGUUCUUGCCGAGGACUCUUGGACUAAAUAUCGGGACAGUUUACAGUUUGAUCCAGCUUAUCUGCUUCUGGUGAGGUCACAGCAGGCCAUGAAGUGCUGUCUCAUCUUCGCUCUCAUGAGUGCAGCUGUUGUUCUAGCCAAAUAUUCUCAAAAUGAUAAGUUGGACUUACCAGAAGAUUUUACUAUUCCUUACAUGGUCUAUCUGCAGUCCAGCCCGGAACCUUGUGUGGGGUCUCUCAUUCACCCUGAGUGGGUACUGACGGCUGCUCAUUGCCCCUUACCUGUUAAAAUCCGACUGGGAGUUUAUCAACCCAGCAUCAAAAAUAAGAAAGAGCAGAUACGGAAUUACUCACUGACUGUGAUCUACCCUAAAUUCAACACACAAUCUCUGGAAAAUGACCUGAUGAUGAUAAAACUGUCCAAGGCUGCUGCAUUCAAUGACCAUGUGGGAACCAUAGCCAUAGCUAUGGAACGCUUAGCAGUUAAUGAUACCUGCUUUAUCCCAACCUGGACCUGGAAUGAAUAUAAAAACCUUAGUGACCCUGACAUCCUGACUUGGAUAAACCAAUAUUCUCUUCCCUUUGAUGACUGCCAGAAUCUGCUAGGCCAAAGAAUGAGAGUAAACAUCAUGUGUGUGGGACAACCUCUGAACACCAUAUCCAAAACUAAGGAAGUUUCAGCUGCUCCAGCCAUCUGCGGUGGUAGAUUGCAUGGAAUCUUGUCCUGGGCAAAAGGAAGUGUCACCCUGGGAAGUGAAGGAUUCUUCACAGAAGUUCAUUCCUAUGCAAGAUGGAUCCUGAAAAUCAUUAAUACCCACUGAGGCUCCUCUGUUCUUCCAUCCCCUCAGUGCAAUAUCUUCAUGAUUUCUACACUGGAUCCACAACUCUCUUGAUCUUUCUUGUUCUUGAAUAGAAUCCAAAUACAAGACAUUCAAUUUACAAAAAUGAC
Messenger RNA from Ceratotherium simum simum (southern white rhinoceros), 1089 nucleotides. Lineage: Eukaryota; Metazoa; Chordata; Mammalia; Perissodactyla; Rhinocerotidae. The record is from RefSeq and is a predicted model, not a curated record.